GCAUACCAAAAGUACUAGUAUAUAAGUGCACUACAAUUUCAACGUCGGCUGAUUUGACCACGGAGAUCCGAGUGUCGGCUGGCUAUGACCGCAGUACUGAAGCCUCAGAAAAAAGAUCUGCAGAUUUUGUGAGCUCAGAGCUCAGGGCUCAGUGAUGACGAAGAACAGGAACAUGUGAUGGUGUGAGAGUUUAGACGGUGCUGGAAACUUUCAUAAGAGGACUUGUGAAGCAAGAAGGAAGGGAGGACGUACAUAAAAGACCACCAACUCACUGUCUGUGAUCAUUCAAUCGUCAAACAUUACAGGAGGUUAAAUAAUGGACCUGCCUCUGACCCUACAUGUGCUCCUACUUCUCUGUUUUCUCAACACUGCUGCUUGGGCAUGUCCAGAUGGGUGUAAAUGUCAAGCAACCAAAAUCAUCUGCGUUGGCCUCUCUGACUUCCCUACAACUGUACCAUCUGCUACUAACGCCCUCUACUUCUCGAAUUGCAGUAUCAACUUCCUGAAACCAGAGGACAUGACUGAUUUCUCUAAUUCCCUUAGCACAUUUGUUAUUAAAGACACUGUUUUGAGGGAAGUGCGCACUGGUACGUUUGAUUUUACUCCGAACCUAGUUGCCCUACUCUUUAGUACCACCGAACUGCAUGAUCUCCCUGAGGCCUUGUUCCAAAAUCUUCAGAAGCUCGAGAAUCUGAAUCUGAAGAGCAACAAGCUCUCUGUACUCCGCCCUAACUGGUUUUCCACGUUGGCAGAGCUGAAAGUGCUGGACCUCAGUAAGAACCUUUACACAUCUGUACCUGUGGAAACAUUUCAUCCUCUUACUGAACUGCAGUACCUUUUUCUUUCUGGAAACAUUAUCAGUCAAUUACAGAGAGAAACUUUCAAGGGUCUUUCUAAGCUUAAAACCUUACGGCUUAACAAAAACUUGCUACAGGAACUCCCCCUUGGCAGUUUGGAUGACCUUAAAGACCUGGAGGAACUAUCUCUACAUGACAAUCUAAUUACUCAUAUGCACCCUGACCUGUUCUCCAAGACUUUGAAACUCCGGAAACUGUUCCUCUCCAACAACAGGCUCACAUCUCUUCCACAAGGGAUCUUAUUAAACCUGCCCCUCCUUUCCCAGAUCUCCCUGUAUGAAAAUCAACUGGAGAGUCUGGGACCAGGAGUGUUUGGGCCCAUGGCCCUGAAGGAGUUGUGGCUGUAUGACAACAAGCUGAGCCGUUUGGAGGAUGACACAUUCAGGAACUUGACUCAGUUGCAUCUCCUGGUAAUCAGUCGCAACCGGAUCAGCUAUGUAUCAAAAAGGGCCUUUGGAGGGUUGGAGCAGCUGGGAGAGGUAUCCCUUCACACCAAUCUGCUCACAACCCUGCAAGCUGGGACCUUCCAAGGUCUGCCCAGUCUGGUCAACAUUUCCUUGGAGCACAAUGACAUAAGCUCCCUCCCUCUGGGUUUUCUCCAGGGCCUGAGCAACCUGGGACAGAUAGACCUGCGAAAUAACUCCCUUCCCAACCUGCCACAGGAGAGUCUAGAUGCCCUCACUGCAGCAAAGGAAGUUCUCCUGCAGCAGAACCCCUGGAGGUGUGACAAGGAUAUUUUGCCACUUAGAGACUGGAUGUUACAGCACCAAUCUAAGGUCAACCAAACUCUUGUGGUCUGUGAAACACCUUUCAGUAGGAACGGUGAGGUAAUUGCUCUGCUGGCAGCUGAGAACUUCCUGCCUCUCAGCUCUACAGAGCAGCCUGUGUUGACCUCAACAGAGAAAAGGAGAAAACCCCACACUCCUCCAACUAGACAAAGCACUUCCUCACCUGCUGUCAAGACUACCCUCACCUCAGAGCACAUGGAGGUUACGAGCGGUGGACAAGGGGAGAAGGAAACGGUUUCAAAUGAUACUUCGAUCAUUCUCAUCGUCAUCGCAGUAGUGGCCACCGUCAUCAUCAGCACUGUGAUCAUCAGCUGUUUGUGCUGGAAGCGAAACAAAAGAGGCAGGGGAAAUAUAGCCGGCAGAAAUAAGAACUCUGUGCUGUAGAUUAGACCACCCAAUAUUCGCAACCCAAGAACUUUUAAAGCCAAGGGGAAACUGCUCUGAUUGCUAUGGUUUACUUGGAAAAUGUGCAGCCCAGAGUGAAUAUUUGAGCCUAAAAGACAACAGAAAGAACCACUUCAUUCAGAUGUACCAGCUAGAACAGACAAGUAAACCUUUGAAUUCAUUAGCUUUUAAUGAACUUUUAAUGAUCACAAUUACCAGCCAGUAUUCAUCUUCAUUUGUGCUGUAAAAACAGAAAUUGUAUGUACUAAUGGUAAAAACACCCACAUUGCCAUCUUGUGGACAAACUGGACAUUUUGGUGAAUGUUAGCUCAGAUGCACUGAAACACUGUGACUUCUUCUAGUAGAAUUAAAACUGAAUUCAGUAUUGUCUAUUAUCCAGUAUUAAUAAUUGCAGUUUGACAAUUGCUUUUGUGCUAACAACAAUACGUUGAGGAGACGGUUUUACUUUCUUUUGCAAAAUGGUAUCCAUGAAAAAUCAAAUCAUGUCAUUUUGACUCCACUGUAACACAAUUCAUCCUAUAGUUUACACACUUGCAAUACCAAAUGCUACUAUACAAUGAAUAAAUGCACUAUUUUAGUGGGAUAAAUUGUACAUAGUGUAAAUCAUUUACUGAACUAAGUGUUAUUACAUGCAAGCUUCCCUUCCUGAAUCUAUAGCAAAUUAUUCGAUAUCGACCUAUUUUUUUUAGGAGUGUAGAGGAGGAUAAAACUCCCCAAAUGCUUCUGAAAAUGAGUUUACCUACACAUACAGGUUAAGUUAUAAAAAUUGGAAGUUACAAUGACAUACUGUGUUGUACAUUACAUGAGAAAAAAUACAUUAACACAUCUAAAAGUAUUUAAGAUGAUGUUAUUUGUCAGUAUGCUGUGGUCUACGUUUUGCAGGACGUUGUGAUCACAACAUUUUUAAUCAACUGUAUGUUUCUGAUUAUGUUGAUUAUACCAAAUCAUUUUGUGGGAUUUUCAGAAUAACAAAGAGAAGUUCAAACUGAGUAAUUUUAAAAGUGGUCAUGGUGAAGGGAAGAAGGAACAGCAUGAUACUGCACCAGAAACUUGUUGCUUGGUGGCAUUCACAGCAAUCUGUAUUUAUUUUGCAAUGUAGUGAUGGUGUACAUUUAUCACUGGUAAUAACAACAGCCACCUAUCUGACUUAUGUCUACUUUCCUCUCCAUUUAAUCAGUUAUACACAAAAUACUGCCAUCUAAUGGAAGAAAGUCAGAAAAAGUUUGAAACAUUUGGACAAAAGCCAAGUAUUCCACCCUUUGCUUUGCCUGCAGUUACUGAUGCCUGCCAAAUCAAAUCAGUAAAAAAUGCCGUAAUGUAUGUCUAAUUGUUUAAUUUUUUUUUUUAAUUUAAGGUUUAUUUGACAGGGAAAAAUGCAUAGAACAUUGCUUUAUAAAGAAUACAAAGUAGAUGCCAUGCAUACAGGUUUAUAGCCAUGACUAAUUUGCAACCCCUGUCCCUGGUUAGGCUUUUAAAAUUAAAACAGAAAUUACAGAGUAUUAAUUUAAAAAUGUAUAACUAUUUAAAAUACAUACAAUAAAUACAUCCCAUAUAUGAAAUAAAAUAUGGACUUAAAUGAAUGUAGAAAUCACUAUAAAACAGAGUUUAGACACAUUUAACAGUACAAGAACUGUAGGAAAAAAAGCGACUGAUUCUACUCUGGCUCAAAAAGCCAAAGUCUUUUAAGAACCACCGGUCACUUCUGAAAGUUUCCCCUUUAAUUUUGUGUUCGUUGAAAGGCAGACCAAGAAAUGAAUACUCAGGAUUUGUUCAGUUAAACUAUAACAAUCUUUAGUAAAAUGAUAUUGAAAACAGAUAUUUCAUAUGCAUAUAGAUCAGCCGCUCCUUCGAGACUUUCUCUCCCUAACCACCAACAAAGUCUUUCCGGGUCUGACCUUGGACCUUCCUUUUCCCUAUUCUUUUAUUCAUCUUCAGGUUCCUCUUCCCGCCAUUGCGUUUGGGCCGCCAAUUGGUUGGAUAUCACUCAGACUUUCUGUCUCUAAGAAGAUAGAGAAGUUGCGCGCUAGCCUUGGGAUCACUCUCAUUCUCUUCUUCUCUCAUGGCCUAAAGAUUGUCUGUUCCUUUAAGAGAUUUCAUUAGGUGCAUUCUGUUCCAAUUGUUUAUUAAACAAAUCAGGAGCACUUUUGCUCCACUAAAUUUGAACCCGUCUUAUCUUACAGAUGCCAGACAGGAGGAGACAGCGAGGUCAUCCCAGGCUACAGGACAUUCUUAUUCUAAACCCAAUAUAUUUCUACAUUACACAAAAGUGUGCAUAUGUCUGUGCAUGCUAACAUAUGCAACAUUAUGUUUGUAUAAAUUGUGUUGUAUCUAGUACAGUCAAUGUUCACAGAGUUGUUUCAGUUUCAGCCACUGCUUUAAAUGUGUAUUAAAAACCUUGAGUUCUGUCAA
Perca flavescens (yellow perch) is the source of this 4459-nucleotide messenger RNA. RefSeq names its product leucine rich repeat containing 15 (gene lrrc15). The transcript has 2 exons. Lineage: Eukaryota; Metazoa; Chordata; Actinopteri; Perciformes; Percidae. The record is from RefSeq and is a predicted model, not a curated record. Bases 317 to 2029 code for a protein of 570 amino acids. Gene Ontology annotation, molecular function: protein binding.